GGUGUCCUCAUCAGAGUUCCCCCUUACAUCAGGUGUCCCCAUCUGAGCCCACCUUACAUCCAGGUCCCCACCAGAGUCCCCCUUUACAUCAGGUGUUCCCAUCAGAGUGCCCCCUUACAUCAGUUGUCCCCAUCUGAGUCCCCCUUUACAUCAGGUGUCCCCAUCAGAGUGCCCCCUUACAUCGGUGUCCCCAUCAGAGUUCCCCCUUACAUCAGAUGUUCCCAUCUGAGCCCCCUUACAUCCAGAUCCCCAUCAGAGUCCCCCUUUACAUCAGGUGUCCCCAUCAGAGUGCCCCCUUACAUAAGAGUCCCCCUUUACAUCAGGUAUCCCCAUCAGAGUGGCCCAUUACAUCAUCUAUUCCCAUUAGAGUUCCCUCUUACAUCAGGUGUCCCCAUCAGAGUGCCCCCUACAUCAGAUGUCCCCAUCAGAGUGCUCCCU
Staurois parvus is the source of this 438-nucleotide messenger RNA. The record is from the annotation of a GenBank genome assembly. Lineage: Eukaryota; Metazoa; Chordata; Amphibia; Anura; Ranidae.